This is a messenger RNA of Penaeus vannamei (Pacific white shrimp), 3757 nucleotides long. Lineage: Eukaryota; Metazoa; Arthropoda; Malacostraca; Decapoda; Penaeidae. The record is from RefSeq and is a predicted model, not a curated record.
AUGCUCUUGAACUUUGUGUUUGCUUUUAAUGUAAACCUAUUAGAUCUGGUUACCUCACUGUCUGCAAGUGGCCAAAAAUCUAGUUGUAAUGGUCAGAAACAGGAUAAUGUGCAUGGAAAUAGCAAUCUCCCUGGAGCUCUUCUAGUUAUGUCACAAAUAUGGCAGAAUGAACUGGAUAAACAUGAAGUUUUGGUGGUUGUGGCUCAGAUCUUUCGUGACUUGAUAUUGCACAAAUGGUUGCCACUUUCAUCAGUCAACCUCCUGAUCAUGGAUGAAUGCCAUCACACAACUGGCAAUCACCCAAUGCGAGACAUCAUGAGGGAAUACGAGAAUUUGAAGAAGCACUCCCCAUGCAAUCUUCCCAGAGUAUUGGGUCUGACAGCUUGUGUGGUUCACCGCAAGUGUAAGAAGGAAGCUGUCUUUAAGGAUAUGAAGACUCUUGAAGAAGCAAUGGAUUGUGCUCUGGUAACCUCAGUUGAUCCAGACACAGUCCAAAAAUUUACCACAGGGCCUAAGGAAAAAGUUGUUUGUUUCUCUCGUGAGGGCAUUCCAACCUACUACCAAAAUUAUGAAAGUGCUCGACUUGCAGAUCUUGCAUGUAAUAUCAUAGAAGAGUUUUCUCUAGAUGGCAAAAUAAAAGAAAUCAUAAAAAAUAUUAAAAGAAAAAUAGAGGGCAUUAAAAGUGUAAUGUCUGAUCUAGGUGACUGGUGUGGUGCACAGGCUAUAAUGUAUGAGAUUGAAACUCUCUCAGAAACAGAAGGAAUGGAGGAAAAUCCAAAGGCAAGGGAGAUAUGGAAGUUACUGAGAGAAAGGCUGAGUGAAGUGUAUGCUGCCUGUAAACUAAAAGAAAAAAUUAUGGCCAAUCCUAUGGACAACAUCACAUUCAAAGUGAAAAGGCUCCUAGAAGUAUUAACUAAUUGCAAAGGAGAAGUUUUUGGCUUGUUUUUUGUGGAGAAGAGAAAUACUGCCAAAAUUCUGUACAUGCUGCUUUUAGAGAUUGCAAAACAGAAUCCAGAAUUCAGCUUUGUCAAACCUUCCUAUGUUGUAGGAUGCAAUUCACAUCCAGGUGUCGAUAUACGUCUUGCAGAAUUAGAGCUCCGAAAGCAAAAGGAAACUCUUGAGAAGUUUAGAAAGGGAGAAACUAAUUUUUUGAUAUCAACAAGUGUGCUGGAAGAAGGAGUUGAUAUUAGGAAGUGCAAUGUGGUAGUUCGCUUUGAUAUCCCACAGAAUUAUCGAGCUUAUAUACAGUCAAGGGGUAGAGCUCGUGCCCAACCGUCAGCUUAUGUGCUAAUGGUAGAGGAGACAACGGCGAGAAAAUUUCUAGGAUGCAUUGAAGUUUACAAGGAAAUCGAGGCCUUACUCCAGUCCUGGUGUCAUGGUCGUAAUUUGCCAGCAGCACAGGUAACAAGGAACCAUUUUGCGAAAGAUGAAUACAUUCUGCCUUAUGAACCCUAUGGGCCUGAAGGACCAAAGAUUACAAGCAACUCUGCCAUACAGCUUGUGAAUUUGUAUUGUGGGAAAUUACCUUCUGAAAGAUUUACAGAUAAUUUACCAGAGAUAGUAGAACAGGUCAAAGAUGAAGUUAUCACUAUUGGGAUCAGACUUCCAAUCAUGGCACCUCUGAAAGAAACAAUAUAUGGUAGUGGAUGGAAAAAUAAAGACUUAGCAAAGAAGUCUGCUGCACUGCAACUCUGUAUCAAAUUACAUGAGAUGGGAGAGCUAAAUUCCAAUCUUCGGCCAAAGGAGAGUACUGAUGAUAGCUUAGUAGAAGGUUUGGUAGACCUUCCACCUGAAGAACCAGUUCCAGAUGGAACAUCAGAGUCUGGUACCAGGAAGCGAAAAAGAGUGUAUGUCAAGGAUAUUUGUUGUCAAUUUUCGUAUGUUCAUGGAAAGUCAUACUGUCUGUAUUCCAUAGACACAAAACCCUUUGGUCAGAGAAAGGCUAGUGUAACCAUUGAGUCUUCUUCAUCUAAUACAAAGAUUGGUUUUAUCUGUAGGGAAGGAUUGGCAUCUAGCCCCUUUCCACUUUUUUUCUCAAAAUGGGGAGAUGUGAUUGUAAAUGUAAAGGAGGUUGGACCACUGUCAGACUUUGGUACAGUUUUAUUUGACAAGAUUAAGAAGUUCCAUAGACUGGUUUUUGAAAACCUACAGUUAGAGUCAAAUUUGACAUAUUUUGAUCCUGAAGAAUUCAAAUGUGGCUUGUUUAUUGUACCUCUUGAUUUUUCUGAAAGCAUUGACUUGAAUGUACUGAAUCAGGUCUAUUCUUGUGACUCACUUAGACCUAUGAAGCUAAAGUCACCAAGUCAGAAUACUAAGUUUAUAAGAUCAGACUUUGAAGAUGCCUUGAUUUACCCAUUGUAUGGCACAUCUGACCAACUGUAUUAUAUCUCACAGAUCUUAGAUGCAGGGGGGAAAUUUGAAUCAUUUGAAGACUACUUCCUUCAAAGGUAUGGAUUGGAAGUCAAGAACAAGAAUCAGCCUUUAUUAGAAGCAAAACACAUUCCUAAGGAACUUAAUUACUUAAAGAAGAUAACAAAGACAUCAAAAGAGAAGGAAGGGAAAUUGGUGCCAUUUAUACCUGAAUUCUGUGGAUUAUUUCCCCUGAAAGCCUCAUUGUGGUGGCAAAUUAUGUGCAUUCCGUCUAUCUUCCAUCGUCUGAACAGUCUUAAUUUAAUGCAGGAAUUUAUUAAGGAAACAGGCAUUACAUUACCUACUUCAGACCACAAAGUUUUUGACUUCUCCUGGACAAAGACAUUGAUCUAUAAGCUGCUUGGUUCCUCAGAAAACACUGUGCAGAAAUUCUUAAACAGGAAGAAUUAUGACUAUAUUCAACCAUUCCACAUGUUACAUGCAUUCACACUCAAAGAAGCCAGUGAAGACUUUAACUUGGAGAGGCUUGAAAUAUUGGGCGACUCCUUUCUCAAAUUUGCCACAGGAGAAGCUUUGUUUCUGAGAGAGGAGAAUUAUCAUGAAGGAAGGCUUUCUCUGAGCCGAUUUACACCAGGCUUUGGAAUAAAACCAAACUUUGAGAAGAGGUUGAGAAGUCUGGAAGUGCCUCAAGAUCUUUGGCAUCAGAUUCCCAGGACUUUGAAGGAUGAUUUUGACUUAAAGGAGGCAGUCCAUGAUUUGAUGUCAGAUGAUGCAUCCAAGGAUAAUAAAGUAGAGAAUCAGAGCUCGUGCUACAACCCAUGGACAGAGCACGAAGUGUCUGAUAAGAGCAUUGCAGACUGCACUGAAGCCAUAACUGGAGCCUAUCUCCUUGUGUGUGGCGACAAGGCUGCAGCAUCGUUCCUGGACUGGCUAGGAAUCGGGGUCUUCAAGGGCAAGUCAUUGUUAAUGGAACCAAAGAUAGUGAGAACUGCCUGUGUUCGAGAAGAAUGUGCACAAGACAUAGAAAUGUUUUACAGGAGAGCAGUCCUCAAACGAUUGGAGGAAAAGAUUGGCUAUUCUUUUCGUGACAGAAGUUUCAUUGUCCAGGCUGUCACUCAUAGUUCAUACAGGAAUAAUCUGGUGACAGACUGCUAUCAGAGACUCGAAUUCCUUGGAGAUGCUGCCGCUUUACCGACUACUCUCCAGGAAAGCUGUCAGAUUUGAGGUCCUUACUCAAGCUUUGUUUCUUGUUCCUCAGCCAGCAAGGGUUUGAAUUUAUUUCUUAUAAGGGUAUAAAGGUCCCUACAGCCUUGUCUUAUUAUUGCUGGCAGCAGGGGGCAUGAACUCUCUCGACAAGAGUAUUUGGAGAUGCGAGUACCUGUGCAGA